Messenger RNA from Penicillium mononematosum, 258 nucleotides. RefSeq lists its product as uncharacterized. NCBI's taxonomy places the organism in Eukaryota, Fungi, Ascomycota, Eurotiomycetes, Eurotiales, Aspergillaceae. The transcript has 3 exons. The record is from RefSeq and is a predicted model, not a curated record. The coding region runs from base 1 to 258 and encodes 85 amino acids.
AUGCAGAACCCAACACAUGACCUCGAGAUAGCAAAUCUGUCUGACUAUGCGGAAUUUUAUGAGGCCGACAAAACCGGAAUUCCGUCUACCCCGGUAGACUUUAACAACUUCCUCCGCUCUAUAUCAUGUAAUGUCGAUGAUUUAUAUGCCUCACCGGCUAUAGAGGAGGAGGAGGAGGAGGAAGAAGAAGAAGAAGAAGAAGAAGAGGAAGAAGAAGAAAGCCUUGGAAAUUUAGGUAUGCAGGAUUCAGAACCGUAG